AUGCCGAUUCUGAGUGAAGAGGACCUGGAACGGUUCCGCACCAAGGUUUGUUCCAUGGCUGCUUCGAUGCGGUGCGACUUUGGAGUGGAGCGCUGCAACUACUCGCAUAACGUCUACUGGGCGCGUCGGUGCCCAUUCUACUUGCGUGACUCGACCAUCCUGCGCUACAUUCCUGCAAUAUGCCCUGACGUUGAGCUUGGACCUGGAACCACGAUCCUGAAGAAUACAUGCCCACGAGGGAACAACUGCGCCUUUGCACACUCGCUUGAGGAGAUGCACUACCACCCGCUCGUGUACAAAACCGAGAUAUGUGACGACUAUCGGGAGGGCAGCUGCAGGACCUACUACUGCCACAAGGUACACGGGCUGGCUGAGUACCGCAUUCCGCGUGAAUACGUGUUACCGCGGAAGCGCGGGCUGCCCAUCCCGGAGUUCAAGCAUGUGACGAUAGUGGACAACGUGCGCGGAUUCCAAAGUGGUGUCAGCAGCUGUGGGCACCUGAAGGAUAAGAAUCGGCUUGGCCGCAUACAUGAAGGCCAUAGGGGCGCCCUUUACGGGGCAUUUUCGCAGAUCAACCAGCACAGCAUGUUGACCAGCAGCCCCGACUCCAUGUUACAAACGUAUCCAACGCAUUCGCAAGGGAUGGAUCCGAGUCAUCAACUGUCGAGAUGGCAAAGCUAUAAUCCUCGCAGCACGUCGUACAUCGACCAGAGCCACUCUUUCGGUCAAGCUUCGAUGAGUCAACGUUCGCCUGUACGCUCUCAAGACAGGAAUGCGCUAUUACUGGACCGUUUCUGCAGAUCUAACGAAGAGCUGCUGAGUUCAUUCCCAAUGGAUCCCACUGCAACUGAAAGCUCCGACAAGUUAAACGCCAUGAGGUGGAGUGAGGACAGAUUGGAUCCAACCAUUUCUCCUGAUGGCAAGAACAGACCCCAAUCGUCAGCAUUCCCGAUGCUCUUUGUCGAUGAGCUAUCGGACGUGAAUAUGCAAAACCGAAAUUUGGGCACUGAUGGGAUUCCCACCAGAUCUGAAGGUUACAGCAACCCCCUGGGAGUUACCACCCACGCAGAUGAAUCAUCUGAGCCCAUUGGGCGCAGUUCUAUGCCGUGGUAUGAUCGGAUGUCAUGCGAUGAGUCUAUGUCCACGUCAAAGAAGCCGUUGCCUCCUAGCGCCAUUACCAGCCUGGAUACUAUGUUCCAGCAUUCCAUGAGAGUGCAAGACCCCCGGACAGCAGUGACAAAGACUGAGGGUAGUCCGCUGCGACGCGAGUCUGUGGAGCCGUCGAGCGAAGAGCAUUCAGGGCGUUCUGGUCGACCGAAUGUGGAGCGCAAAGUGGGCGGGUGGAAGGAUGCCUCGUCAGUGCUCCAUGCUUUAUCACUACAGUGCAUGAGCGAGGAGGACGCCCCCGUUAAAUGCAGCGAAUCAAAGGAAGUAAAUGCCAGUUUGUUGGACUACGUAUAUCGCACGGUGGCGCAGCAGUGCCAGCUCAUCGCCGGAAAGUGCGUGCAGAAAGCCGACAACUACGCAAACAUGAACGAGAUAUGCAAGGACACCUAUAACCUGUGGCAGCUACUGUCUAGCAUCCGUGGAAUGCUCUACGAAGGCACUCCCGUUGUCGCCAGUACUACCGCCGAGGAGACAUGCAAAAGCGAGGCUGACGAGGAAACCAGCCACUGGAGCAGCGUCAGCGGCUUCUAUUGCGAGCUGGUGGACUCCGAAGAGGAUGAUUCGUCAUCUGCAAAAUGUAGUGAAGCCGACUAA
This is a messenger RNA of Babesia ovata, 1761 nucleotides long. RefSeq names its product zinc CCCH type domain-containing protein. NCBI's taxonomy places the organism in Eukaryota, Apicomplexa, Aconoidasida, Piroplasmida, Babesiidae. The record is from RefSeq and is a predicted model, not a curated record. The transcript has a single exon. Gene Ontology annotation, molecular function: metal ion binding. Bases 1 to 1761 code for a protein of 586 amino acids.